UAAGACGAAGAAGACGGAAUCCGGAAAAUAUGACAAGAUGGCGGAAUGUGAAAACAACCACGACAACAGACAGCCGUCAAAUUUAGAUACCGAGCGUCCUAAUUUAUCCGAGCUGCUAGAUCGUGGGUGGAAGAUAUUCGAAGAGGUGGACAGUACCAACGUUCCCAUGGGCUCUAGCAGCAUCCAGGUGGGAGUGAAACGCGGCAUCGGUAUGUUAGAAGAAGCGUCCAGCAUGGUGGCUCAGCUCGACCUGUUCAGUCGUAACGAGGAGCUGGAGGAGGUCGCCACAGCGGAACUGAAGUAUCUACUGUUGCCCGCUCUCCUAGGAGCUCUUACCAUGAAGCAGACCAACAGAGACAAACGACUUCAAAUAGUCCAGACAGCCCGGGCUUACUUCAUGGACUUCCUAAGGAGAUGUAAAGAGUAUAACAUAUCACACUUUAAAAUACCAACGUCGGCGGAUAAAGACCCUAGUUGUGUCGACGCUCCAGAAGAUGGAUCUACUGCGGCCAAGUCUGUCCCCUGCCCAUCAGACCUGGUUGCCAUGGCAGCACAGAGACAAACUAAGAUCGAGCGGUACCGUCAGAAGAAGGAGCUGGAAACCAGACUGUCGCAUGUACGAAGAGCCAUCGAUAGCGGACUGGACGACGAUGAAGUCAACAGAGAUUUUUACCUUCUGAACGUCCAGAGAUGGGUGACUGUGUGUCUGGAGGAAAUCGAGAGUAUUGAUCAGGAGGUGGAGAUACUCAACAAGAUGGAUGUUCUAAAGCACAGUGCUGCCAAGAAACCAACUCAGCCGGUCAGGCCUCCCAUGAAACCAUUCAUCCUCACGAAGAAUGCUUUACAGGCUCAGGUUUUCGGGCCUGGCUACCCGAGCCUUCCCACUAUGACAGUAGAUGACUGGUAUGAACAGCACAGGAAACGUGGAGUACUGCCUGAUCAGGCAAUAUCCAAGAGGGAUGACGUGGAUGACGAUGCUAAUGCGGAGAGGGAAGAAGAAGAAAAAGAGAAAAAAGCUGAACAGGAUGAUGAAGAGUCUCUGCUGAAAGCCAGAAACUGGGAUGAGUGGAGAGAGACUCAUCGCAGAGGUUAUGGAAAUCGCCACAACAUGGGCUAACUGUUCCCAGCAUAGUGUGUGUCCAUCAUUGUUCCACCCGCUCUUAAUAAAAAUCUACAGUGUGGAUGUACUGAAUGGAGCCCAGUCAUGAUGCCUGUGUAUUCCCCUCACAAUGUAACUGGAGAAUAAAGAAUGAUCACACCGUCAAAA
Messenger RNA from Hippoglossus stenolepis (Pacific halibut), 1267 nucleotides. RefSeq names its product immunoglobulin (CD79A) binding protein 1 (gene igbp1). The record is from RefSeq and is a predicted model, not a curated record. Bases 38 to 1117 code for a protein of 359 amino acids. Gene Ontology annotation, biological process: regulation of dephosphorylation; regulation of signal transduction. Lineage: Eukaryota; Metazoa; Chordata; Actinopteri; Pleuronectiformes; Pleuronectidae. Gene Ontology annotation, cellular component: cytosol. The transcript has 3 exons. Gene Ontology annotation, molecular function: protein phosphatase 2A binding.